Limulus polyphemus (Atlantic horseshoe crab) is the source of this 4751-nucleotide messenger RNA. It is a transcript of the gene Not10, whose product is annotated as CCR4-NOT transcription complex subunit 10-like. The record is from RefSeq and is a predicted model, not a curated record. Gene Ontology annotation, biological process: negative regulation of translation; mRNA catabolic process. NCBI's taxonomy places the organism in Eukaryota, Metazoa, Arthropoda, Merostomata, Xiphosura, Limulidae. Gene Ontology annotation, molecular function: protein binding. The coding region runs from base 123 to 2285 and encodes 720 amino acids. Gene Ontology annotation, cellular component: CCR4-NOT complex. The transcript is spliced from 16 exons.
CUGGAAUACUCUUACUACUCAAUCACAUAAUAGUCGUUAGUGAAAUAUAGGCGUAAGUGUACAUAGUAUUGAAACUGUAACAGCGUCAUUGUACAAGCUAAGAAAUUCAUAUCUCUAAGGAAAUGUCUGAUUCAACCAAAGAAAAUGCAAAUGAAAGCAACAAGCUGUCUUUACCAGAGUCGUGUUUUAUUUUACCUCCUGUGACAGAACAAGAGAAAGAACUUGCUGCUAAUGCUCUUCAAGAAUUUGAAAACAAAAACUAUGAAAAGUGUAAGAGUAUCUUGAGCAAAUUGUCUCAGACUCGUUCAGGUGAUCCUAAGAUUCUCCAUAACCUAGCAGUUGUUGAGUAUUACCAGUCGGAAUUUAGAAAUACCGAUGAACUUCGAAAAAAAAUGAAAGAGGUUUGUGACAAGGCUCAAGUAAACAUUGACAAUGUUGAUGGACUAGAUGAUGUUGACCACUGUGUAAUUUUUUUCAAUGAAGCUGUGAUUUUGUACCAUUCCCAUCAAUACAAUGCUGCUCUUAACAUCAUGGACAAGUUGUUUCAGUUUAUUGAACCUUUAGGUCUCUCUGGAUUUGAUGAUCAGCUAGCAAUAAAGACUUGCUUGUUACUUCUGGAGUUGUAUCUGUGUGUCAAUCAGCCAGAAAAGGCUGCACGACCCAUAGCCUACCUCGAGAACAUGCUGUAUGGAAACAACAAGACUAGUAACAAUGGAAGUAAGGCUCAAACCCCGGAAAAGGAGAAAGAACGUGAAGGCAGCAAAGAGAAAGAAGUUAAAGAGAAAAAGGAAACAACAGAUUCUAAUUUUUAUGACAUUUACAAACCUAAGCUACAACAGUACAAAGCUCGGUUCUACCUCAUGUUAAAGUCCACUAAAGCAUGUAAGCGGGAAUUAAAAACCUUGAUGAGUACUGGAGUUAGUGUAUCAGGCGUAUAUUUGCGUAGCCAGUUGGAAUACUUACGAAGUAACUGUCGAAAGGCGAUGAAACUGCUUAACACGGCUUCAGUGUCUGGAGGUACCCACACUUUUAAAGAAACUGGAGACAAUAUAGCAGCUAUGUAUUACAAUAAUAUGGGCUGUUUGCAUUUCUACAUGGGAAAGCCUAAUUUGGGUUGUUUCUAUUUCAAUAAAGCUAUACAAGAACAUAACAAUGCCAUUAAAAGUUUGACUGAAGGAGAACCUGAUACACUCUCAUCAAGGCCACUGUUCACAGUGGAUGUUACUGCUUACUACCAGCUCAUGUACAACCUAGGUCUCCAGUAUCUUCAUGCUGGUAAACCACUACAAGCUUUCGAACGUUUGUUAGAAGCUGUACAAGUGUAUCACACUAACCCUCGACUAUGGCUACGUUUAGCAGAAUGUUGUAUGCAGAACCAUAAACCAGACAACAGUCGAGACUUUAGUUUAAAGGAGCGACAGAAAGAUAUGAUUCGUGGAAGCGUUGGAAGCGGCCCUCAUAGAAAAAUUAUAAUGUCCCCAUUUAUUUCUAAUGAUAACAAAUUAAGUGUCCAGGGUCAGUUUUCUGCUAUUCCAAUGCCAACCUUGGAAUUUGCCUCUCUAUGCCUACGUAAUGCACUCAUUCUUAUUCCUGAAGCUCCUUCACCCUCUUCCAGUACCAGUACUACAGUCAGUAGUCAGGGGGGUAGUAUUGAGGAACCAGAGGGUACCAGUCCCGUGGAAGGUCAGCAUGUUACAGUUAAUGGACUACCAGCAAAUUCUAUUCAAGGAGCUGAAGUAGCCAACUUAAAGAACAGCAUCCUUGUAGCUAGUGCAUAUGUUGCAUUAUGUCUGGGAGAUAUGGUGAUGGCCCUGAAACAUGCUGAAACACUCCUUAAUCAACCCAGGAUAUCUGGAGCCCAUAAGUUCUUAGCUCAUCUGUAUGCUGCAGAAGCAUCAAUAAUGAUGGACAAUAUCUCAGAUGCUAUUCAGUAUCUAAGCCCAGAUACAUUAACAGAUAUCUCUUUUACACUUCCACCCACUUUGGACUCGAUUAUGUUACUUAUAUUUAGCUUGUAUAUCUCUUACUUUUUACCCCUAGGAUGGUACCCAAAUACUCUGUCUACAGCAAAGGUUUUAAUGCAGUACCAUUUAACAGUUGCCUAUGCUAUCAGAGGAGAACUAGACAAAGCAGGAGAAAAUUUAAGUCAGGUUGGAAUUUCCAAAGGUCCAGGAACAGAUAUACCUGUACAAGCUGUAAUGUUAGCCAUUUACAUACAGCUACAAAAAGGACUCCCAAAUCUAGCGAAGUCUAUUAUCAAACAGUACCUUCCUCAGUAUAGGUGAAAAUGUAAUGUAAAAUAUUUUAAUGUGUAAAUUGUGUCAGUAGGUUUACUUAGUGCCAGGUAGUGUUAUCUAACUACUCAGUAUGGAUGAAUAUAUAAAUUGGAAUAUUUAACUUAUACAUUAUGUCAGCCUGUUUAUUUAAUUGUUACUAUAUGGUAACAAGAAGUAACCAUCCAUGUUAUAGGAAAAUAUGAAGUGAAAUAUAUUCUAAUAGAAUGAAUGUUAGAGACCUGGAAACAACAUGUGUUUAGCAUCAUUAAAACCAGAAUUAUGUGUUCCAUAGCAUAUUAAAAAUUCAUGAAAAUGUGCUUGGGGAGGCAAUUUUUUUUGUAUCUAUAUACAACUUAGCUUAAGUCACUUUUUUUACAUUUUUCUUGCAUCCACUGAAAUACAAAAUUAGCUUUCGACCUGGUAACACUGAAAUUUUGAAUCAAGUUGAUAUUAAAUGUGAAAAAUGUUUUUGGAAAUUUUGAGGAAGAACAAUGAUAGCAAAGCCAGAAAAUCAAAGAAAAACGAAUUGUAAAAAAAAUGCUACAAGUAUCAGGGAAAUUUUUUUUGUCUUCAUACCUCUGCAGGAAUCAAAAAAGAGAAUUUAAACAAAUGAAAAGAGUUAGAAUGAUGGUGCUGGGAUUCAUAGUCUGGUUUUGGAGUUGAAAAUAAUUUAAAAAAAGGCUAGCCCCCCCAGUGGCAUAGUGGUAUGUCUGCAGACUUGUAAUGCUAGAAACUGGGUUUCGAUAUCCAUGGUGGCCAGAGCACAGAUAGCUCAUUGUGUAGCUUUGUGCUUAACUAACUUCAAACAAACAAAAGAAGGCUGGUCUUGUGUAAAAUAGGAGGCUUUUUAUUUCCUUGUGGGGUUACUUGAAUGUGUUCAUUUUUAAAACUGGUUAACCUCCCAGAUACAUUUUCCUUUUUUUUUUCAUUUGGUUCAUAUCAAAGCAUAGCAUAACUGGAGAAACUUUCUUGUUGCUGACUAGACAGUAAAAACAAGCUUAAAUGUUAGUAACAUUAUUUUGGUAAUUACAAUGUUAAUUUGAUUAAUAAAAAUACUUGACUUCCACAGGUACAUUCUGUUUUAAAACCUGAUACUUCUGCAUGUUAUCUAAUUAAAUGAUGUGGAGGUAUGCACUGGCUGACAGUUAUGCAGUAAAUUAUGACCUAAAGCACAGUGGUCAGGGUCUAUCUGUGGCUUGCAUGUCAGCCAUAAUGAAGACUAAAUUAUUAUUGAUUAUUAGCAACUCUUCUGGUAGAAUUUAUUAUGUAAUUAAAUAUUCAAUUAGUAAAGAUAAAAAAUCUUGUUAUAUCAAACAAACAUUGUUGUUGCUUAUAGUACAGGCUACCCAGUGGCAAAAUAUGGCAAACAAACACUGCAUGGAAGAAAAGUCAUGAUUGACUGAGCUAGUUCCAAACUGGCCAAGUUUGUUCAAGUUGAAAUAUAGUUGACAUCAUUAAGGGUUUCUGUGGACCUGAUAACUGACCAAACUAAAUUAUUAAAUUUUGAAAAAUUAGGCCUAUGAUAGUUUUUAUACGUGUUAAAUAUCAUUGAGAAUGGAUGUUAUUUUUGCACUCUUCCAACUUCAUUUCUGGAAUUUACCCCUUACCCCAUUUUUGUCAGUUUGUUCACUCGUUAUCAGGUACUACAAGUUAAUAAUAAAUAUCUACACAGUAUAGGUUAGGGGUAUGAAAUAUUCUAACUUGUACAUUGCACCAGUCUGAUCAAGUGUCAGUCUCACUGCCUGAAUUGUCUAUAUUUUCUAAAUAAAAUUGUUUUAAUACACUUUUGUUACAUCACAUUAAUAACACAAAUUAUCUUGUUACAAAUAUUAAUAUUGUACAUAAUAGAUUGUAAAGUGUUCUCACAUUAUCUGUAUUUUACUGCAUCACUCUUUAAGUAUUUGUGGCCUCAUCAGUUAAACUGGCAGACUGGUGAUUUCAGUAAAAAAACAUAAACAGCAUUAUGGUUAGUUUUUAUUUUGCCUUUUAUUUAACUGAAAUUGCUUCUUAAGAAAAUGGUGUGUUAAACUUUGUAAGACAGUUUAUUUCGAAAAUAAAAUAAGUGAUAUUUAAUAAUAUUUAAGUUAUUUGUGUAUAAAUAAAAUAAAAACCAGAACACUUACUGACUUCCAGUUUAAAUUUAAGAGACUUUGUUUCUUUAUGUAUUUAUCACAUGUAGCCAAAAAAUGCAGUACUUUUUAAAGAAAUUAUAGAGAUGAAAUUGUGACAUGGAAAAUAGAGUUGUUGUAAGUGGAGGUCGUAAUGUAAACAAUGCACCUAUAAUUUUUAGAGGACAGAGUUUGAGCACUGUACAUGUUAUCAAGCAGUAACUACCCAGAGUAAUGAAGAUAUGCAACAGUAUGUUUUAACUUUUAUAUUCUGUCAUUUUUUUCACAUAGUGUCAGCUAUUGAAUGAUAUCCACCAGAAACUACCCAUUGUGUAUGAAGAUAUAAAAUGAAAUGUUUUAACUUCUA